AUGCUAACUAAAGGUAGAAAACCCAACAUUUUAAUUAUCGGCACCCCUGGUACAGGGAAAACGUCUUUAUGCAAAAAAUUAGAGAAAAAACUUGAGGGUUACAAAAGAAUUGAGCUAUCAAAAGCAAUUAAGAAAUAUAAGCUUUAUAGUGAAUGGGAUGACGAAAUGGGAGCAAGUAUUUUUGACGAAAAGUUAGUUAGAAGAUACUUAAAAAACCAAUUGGAUAAAUAUAAUUCAAAGAACAUUGGAAUAAUACUUGAUUUUCAUUCAGUUAAUUUUCUUAAGAAAAAAUGGUUUGACAUCGUUUUCUGCUUAAAUUCGGAAACCCAUAUUUUAUUUGAUAGGCUUGAAAAAAGAGGUUAUAGUCAAGAAAAAAUUAGGGAAAAUGUUGAAUGUGAAAUUUUCAAAGUUAUUAGAUACGAUGCUACAGAAGUAUUUGAUGAUGAGCAAAUAGUUGAUUUGAAAAGUAAUACUAUUUGUGAACAGAGAUCAAACAUUAAACUUAUAUUAAAGAGAAUAUCAAAUAUUGAAUAUAAUUAA
Messenger RNA from Cryptosporidium ubiquitum, 540 nucleotides. RefSeq names its product nucleotide kinase. Lineage: Eukaryota; Apicomplexa; Conoidasida; Eucoccidiorida; Cryptosporidiidae. The transcript has a single exon. Bases 1 to 540 code for a protein of 179 amino acids. The record is from RefSeq and is a predicted model, not a curated record. Gene Ontology annotation, molecular function: AMP kinase activity; ATP binding; ATP hydrolysis activity. Gene Ontology annotation, cellular component: cytoplasm; nucleus.